This is a messenger RNA of Notolabrus celidotus (New Zealand spotty), 687 nucleotides long. It is a transcript of the gene kctd6b, whose product is annotated as potassium channel tetramerization domain containing 6b. Gene Ontology annotation, biological process: protein homooligomerization. The transcript has a single exon. The record is from RefSeq and is a predicted model, not a curated record. The coding region runs from base 1 to 687 and encodes 228 amino acids. Lineage: Eukaryota; Metazoa; Chordata; Actinopteri; Labriformes; Labridae. Gene Ontology annotation, molecular function: protein binding.
AUGACUUCUCCUGUUACUUUGAAUGUGGGAGGCCACAUUUACACCACCAGUUUGUCAACCCUGCAGCGCUACCCAGACUCCAUGCUGGGUGCCAUGUUCCGGGGAGAUUUCCCCACCACACGUGACUCUCAGGGGAACUAUUUCAUAGACCGGGAUGGAACGCUUUUCAGGUACAUCCUGAACUUCCUCCGGACGUCUGAGCUUACCCUCCCCAUGGACUUCACAGAGACAGACCUCCUGAGGAAAGAAGCAGAUUUCUACCAGAUUGAACCUCUGAUCCAGUGCCUUCAUGACCCCAAACCCCUGUACCCUCCUGAUAUAUUCGAGCAGGUUGUAGAGCUCUCCAGCACACGGAAACUAUCAAAAUACUCUAACCCCGUCGCUGUCAUCAUCACACAGCUAACUAUAACUACAAAGGUUCACGGUCUGCUGGAGGGUAUUUCUAACAACUUCACCAAGUGGAACAAACACAUGAUGGACACCAGAGACUGCCAGGUGUCAUUCACCUUCGGACCGUGUGACUAUCACCAAGAGGUGUCCCUAAGAGUUCUCCUAAUGGACUACAUCAUGAAACAAGGCUUCACUAUCCGCAACACGCGUGUGCAUCAUAUGAGCGAGCGCGCAAACGAGAACACAGUGGAGCAUCACUGGACUUUCUGUAGACCAGCUCACAAAGUGGAGGACUAA